AUGAGUUCGCCAAAUACAUGGAGCAUUGGAAGCACAGUCUACUCUCCGGUAUUUUCACAGAAAAUGACGCUGUGGAUUCUGCUCCUGCUAUCGCUCUACCCGGGCUUCACUAGCCAAAAAUCAGAUGAUGACUAUGAAGACUAUGCUUCUAAUAAAACGUGGGUGUUGACUCCAAAAGUUCCCGAGGGUGAUGUUACUGUCAUCUUAAACAACCUACUGGAAGGGUAUGACAACAAACUUCGUCCUGAUAUAGGAGUGAAACCAACAUUAAUUCACACAGAUAUGUAUGUGAACAGUAUUGGCCCAGUGAAUGCUAUCAAUAUGGAAUAUACAAUUGAUAUUUUUUUUGCCCAAACCUGGUAUGACAGACGUUUGAAAUUUAACAGUACCAUUAAAGUUCUCCGGUUGAAUAGCAAUAUGGUGGGGAAAAUCUGGAUUCCAGACACUUUCUUCAGGAACUCCAAAAAGGCUGAUGCUCACUGGAUCACCACUCCCAACAGGAUGCUGAGAAUUUGGAAUGAUGGUCGAGUUCUCUACACCUUAAGGCUGACAAUUGAUGCCGAGUGCCAGUUGCAGUUACACAACUUCCCGAUGGAUGAACACUCCUGCCCCCUGGAGUUCUCCAGUUAUGGUUAUCCACGUGAAGAAAUUGUUUAUCAAUGGAAGCGCAGUUCUGUUGAAGUGGGUGACACAAGAUCAUGGAGACUGUAUCAGUUUUCAUUUGUUGGAUUGAGGAAUACCACUGAAGUAGUGAAGACAACCUCUGAAAGUAAACUCCAUAAGGAGUUUCUUCAGUUAACAAUGGGUGACUAUGUGGUCAUGUCUGUGUAUUUUGAUCUAAGCAGAAGAAUGGGGUAUUUUACCAUCCAGACCUACAUCCCCUGCACACUCAUCGUGGUCCUAUCCUGGGUGUCCUUCUGGAUCAAUAAGGAUGCUGUUCCUGCAAGAACAUCUUUAGGUAUCACUACUGUCCUGACCAUGACUACUCUCAGCACCAUAGCCCGGAAAUCUCUGCCCAAGGUCUCCUAUGUUACAGCAAUGGAUCUCUUCGUAUCUGUUUGCUUCAUCUUUGUGUUUUCUGCUUUGGUGGAGUAUGGCACCCUGCACUAUUUUGUCAGCAAUCGGAAACCAAGCAAGGACAAAGACAAAAAGAAGAAAAACCCUCUUCUUCGGAUGUUUUCCUUCAAGGCCCCAACCAUUGAUAUCCGUCCCAGAUCAGCAACCAUCCAAAUGAACAAUGCCACACAUCUUCAAGAAAGGGAUGAAGAAUAUGGCUAUGAGUGUCUGGAUGGCAAGGACUGUGCCAGUUUCUUCUGUUGUUUUGAAGAUUGCCGAACAGGAGCCUGGAGACACGGGCGGAUACAUAUUCGCAUUGCCAAAAUGGACUCCUAUGCUCGGAUCUUCUUUCCCACCGCCUUCUGUUUGUUCAAUCUGGUUUACUGGGUCUCCUAUCUUUAUCUGUGA
Messenger RNA from Peromyscus eremicus (cactus mouse), 1464 nucleotides. RefSeq names its product gamma-aminobutyric acid type A receptor subunit gamma2 (gene Gabrg2). Bases 1 to 1464 code for a protein of 487 amino acids. Gene Ontology annotation, biological process: synaptic transmission, GABAergic; signal transduction; gamma-aminobutyric acid signaling pathway. Lineage: Eukaryota; Metazoa; Chordata; Mammalia; Rodentia; Cricetidae. Gene Ontology annotation, cellular component: neuron projection; GABA-A receptor complex; synapse. Gene Ontology annotation, molecular function: GABA-A receptor activity; benzodiazepine receptor activity; inhibitory extracellular ligand-gated monoatomic ion channel activity. The transcript has 12 exons. The record is from RefSeq and is a predicted model, not a curated record.